Messenger RNA from Priapulus caudatus, 3664 nucleotides. RefSeq names its product ATP-dependent DNA helicase Q5-like. Gene Ontology annotation, cellular component: chromosome; cytoplasm. The coding region runs from base 162 to 3287 and encodes 1041 amino acids. Gene Ontology annotation, biological process: double-strand break repair via homologous recombination. Lineage: Eukaryota; Metazoa; Priapulida; Priapulimorpha; Priapulimorphida; Priapulidae. Gene Ontology annotation, molecular function: four-way junction helicase activity; 3'-5' DNA helicase activity; nucleic acid binding. The transcript has 15 exons. The record is from RefSeq and is a predicted model, not a curated record.
UGAAUGAUUCGAAGUUGCUGUAAUAAAUGAGCAUUAUAUAAACAACGUAUAAACAUGGGCAAGCGUCAUAUGCUCAAAAAGUGUUGCUUUUAUGUAAAAUAUUGUUAACUUGGUACAGAAUAUAUUUAUUUUAUGUUUGUUAUAUAUUAAGGGCGUAAGCAAUGGCACACAAUAUAGAGCAAAAUGCGAGAGAAGUGCUGCAGAAUCUGUUUGGCCACGCAGAUUUUAAAGAUUCUCUCCAGAAGAGCGCCAUACUCUCGGCUAUAAAAGGAGAAGAGGACAUCUUCGUUUCCAUGCCGACCGGAGCCGGCAAGUCGCUGUGCUACCAGUUGCCCGCGGUGAUGCAUCCCGGCAUCACACUCGUCGUCUCUCCGCUGCUCGCUCUCAUCCACGACCAGAUCAAGCGUCUGCGCAGCCUCGGCGUUGCCGUGGAGACGAUGAACUCCAAGCAGGAGGCGGGCGAGCGUCGGCGCGUCGUCGACGACCUGUGCGGCGAGCGUCCGCCGGAAACGAAGCUGCUCUACAUCACGCCGGAGCUGUGUGCGACCGAGAACUUCCGCCAGGUGGCGCAAGCACUGCGGGUGAAGGGACGGCUGGCGUAUCUGGCUGUGGAUGAAGCUCACUGUGUCUCGCAGUGGGGCCAUGACUUCCGCCCCGACUACCUCAAACUGGGUUACCUCAGGCAGAAGAUUGGAAAGGCUGUGCCACUGAUUGCGCUGACAGCCACAGCAACGAAACAGGUUAUGGAUGACAUUCGAACUUGCCUUAAAUGGAGACAACCAGGAAAGAUAUUCAAGCAGAGCUGUUUUCGUAAAAAUCUCUUCUACGAUGUGAUGUUUAUUGACUUGCUUGACAAUCCAUAUGAAGACCUACGAAAAUUUAUAAUGAAAGCAUUGGGCCCAAGUGAGAAAGGUUGUGGCAUUGUGUACUGCCGGACCAGAGACGCAUGCGAAGAGGUAGCGACGCGUCUGUUAGCUAAAGGACUGACAGCUAAGGCCUACCAUGCAGGCCUCAAGGGCAACAUGCGCACAGUCGUGCAGGACGACUGGAUGGAAGGUCGUGUGAAGGUCAUUGUGGCAACAAUCAGCUUUGGCAUGGGCGUCGACCAGUCGUGUGUGCGGUUUGUGGCGCACUGGACACUACCUCAAUCAAUGGCAGGCUACUAUCAAGAGUCUGGUAGAGCGGGGAGAGACGGCAACCCAGCGUACUGCAGAAUUUACCACAGUCGGGAAGAGCGAAACAUCAUAUGGUUCCUCAUCAGGAAGACGAAUGCAAGUUAUUUAGGAAGCAAGAAAUUCAGCCUCAGUGGGAAGUGGAAGGCGGCAAAGUCGAACUUCGAGGGCAUGGUUGGUUAUUGUGAGAAGCCUCGCUGUCGGCACGAGGCCAUUGCCGAUUACUUCGGCGACGGCAAGCCACCGUGUGAGAAGACGUGUGACUUCUGCAAGCUACCGAGGGAGACGGCUAAUCGCACGGAACGCUUCCAGUCUGGAGCGUGUGGUGUGAAUAGCAAGCACAGACAUCAAGGAAGUACUACAGUUUCAAGUAUGACAAAUAAAGAGGGGACAAGGGAAGAUGCAAGCCUGUAUGGUGGUGGAAAGUUUUCCAGAGACACGAAAUAUGACGAUGGUAACAGUUUCGACGUGGAGCGGUAUAGACCAGGCUAUGAUAAUGGUGACAGCAGUGGUGGCGAUGACGGAGAAGAAGAGAGGAGCAGGUUAAAAAGUCUAAUCCAAACAGAAUUUCGAAAAAGGAAACGAGGGGAGAGCGGACUUUCUCGUGGAAAGCCAGAUAAGAAGCAGAAAAUGGAACAGAGUGUGUCACUUGAUUGUCCCCUCAGGUCUCCUGCCAGUACCAGGGUGCCUAAACUCACAGUGCAGACGAGAGAAGGAAUGUAUGGAAAACUGCUGGUUGCACUGCGCAAUAAUUUCAUGCUCGCCUGUAGUGACAUGGCGGACAGUGAGGAGAAGGUGAGACGGUGCGCUGUCGAGGAAGAGUUCAGACAAUACUCCGCCGUGAAACUUGGCAACAUCUACAUCGCAUCGAUGAUGAAGAAGAUCAGAGAAGUCGACGCUGCGACAAAGAGCGUGGAGCUGCACGCCGCAUUUUCUGCCGAACCGAUGCCACCCUCGCCGCCCGCCGCGACCACUGGCGCCCCCUCGUCGAAAUUUGCCUCGUCAUCCAAGAAGGGGCUGCGCGCUAACGGCAUGCGCAGUGUCACAGAGUUUUUCGGUUUGAGGACCGCGGGUGAGGAGCUUGCUGCGCGUGAAGGAAGGGGGCAGCACCAGGUGUCUGCCGCCGCAGGUCGACCCACUGACCUCACGCCCAGUGAUCACACGCCACCAGAGUGCGCCACCGCUAACCCGCCCAGUGAUCGCGCACCACCAGAGUGCGCUGCCGCGGAUCUCACGCCCAGUCAUUGCAAGCAACAAGAGAGCACCGCUGCUGAUCUACCCAGUGAUCAUGCACCACCAGAGUGCGCCACUGCUCCUGACCCGCCCAGCGGUCUCUCGCCACCAGGGAGCGCUGCAGCGGGAGAUCUCACGGACCCGACGUGUAUUUCGUCCGCUAGCUCCAUCGACUUCUCGCAAGUUGCCUCGACGGGAGAGGAGCAACAGGGAGAGGCAAGGCCCAGCACGGCAGCGGUUGCCAUGGGCGAUCGUCUCACAACCGAGACACCUGCGGUCGCCGCGGGCGACGAUGGUUGUGAUACCGGCGCUCUCGCGGCGAUCGUGGAUGGUCCGUCGGACGGUGGCGGCCUUGAUUGUGAUGUGCGCGAGGCGACAACAGCUCUCCCAUACAAGCGCGAUGGAGACGUUGCCGGUGGCGCCGAAAAAGUUGGGAGCACUCGCGGGUCGCGUGAUCGAGCGCAGCGUGCUGUCGUCACCGGCGGCAACGGGAGGCUGUCAGGACGAGAAGGCAAGCUUCGUGGCUCACACGCCCAGGUGCACACCUUGCCAGCUAACAAGCGAGUAAGCUUCAGCAGCAGCAUUGCUAUUAAGGAGGUGGAAAGGCUUCCCAAGUCGAGUAUAAAGUCCGUGGAGUCUGUGAGGGAGCGAUCAUUAGUCGCAGACAUCGUAGUCAAAUGCCUGGAUCCCUACUAUAGAUGCGGCAAAAUAGUAUCCCGGGAGGUCUUUAAAUCAUUCGCCAAAUACAUCAGCACGAAGGUAGCAUUGCUUGAUAUACCCAGACACUCAGUAGGAAAGUAUCUAGAAAAACGACUCCACCAUCACUUCACCCGCUACAAGAACGUCACAACGGACAGUGAUUUCUUUAAACUAGAAUUAUGAUGCGCACAUGGACAUGAACCUAAAUGCCAUGCUGACUUACAUCUGUGCAAGUACCGGCUGUUCUUUUAAUCUUUAUAUUUAACCUCAUAUAUAUUUAUGUCACUUUUCAUAAGUGACGGCAGAAGUUAAAAGCCGCUUACUAUUAUUGCAGUUCCGAAUUUUCUUCUACGCUCCUUAUAGUGCCAUACUCUCUUCUCUACUACUUCUUUAUUCUCAUCUUCUCCUUCUACAUCAAUUACAGUCACAUAAUCAAGUGCCACUCUCUCCUACUUAUUCUACUCAAGUUCUUCCACAUAUGAUUAAGAGCGUAUAAAGAAGGAGAGCGUACAACGGUGAAAUGCUGAAACGAUGUUGCAGAUUUAGUCGAAUUAAGAAAC